GGUCUGCACUGCGACUUCGCCUGUCUGAUGUUCAAACACCUGGUGAACAAGCCGUCAGAAAAAACAGUCACCAACAUCAUCAAGAACGCCGUGGAGAUCGAACAGGACUUUCUGACGAAGGCUCUGCCCGUGAAGCUGAUCGGGAUGAACUGUGAGCUGAUGAAGCAGUACAUCGAGUUUGUAGCUGACAGACUGAUGCUGGAGCUCGGCUUCUCAAAGAUCUACCGGGUGGAGAACCCCUUCGACUUUAUGGAGAACAUCUCCCUGGAGGGAAAGACCAACUUCUUUGAGAAGCGAGUGGGCGAGUACCAGAGGAUGGGCGUCAUGUCGGGCCCCACAGACAACACCUUCAGGCUGGACGCAGACUUCUGAGGACAGAGGUGGAGCGAUCCACACUCAGUCACACAUUUCAAAGAGAGAAACCAGGUGAUGAUGAAGGCCAUCGCUCC
This is a messenger RNA of Seriola dumerili (greater amberjack), 449 nucleotides long. RefSeq names its product ribonucleoside-diphosphate reductase subunit M2-like. The record is from RefSeq and is a predicted model, not a curated record. The transcript is spliced from 3 exons. Gene Ontology annotation, biological process: deoxyribonucleotide biosynthetic process. The annotation marks the transcript as partial. Gene Ontology annotation, cellular component: cytosol. Gene Ontology annotation, molecular function: ribonucleoside-diphosphate reductase activity, thioredoxin disulfide as acceptor. NCBI's taxonomy places the organism in Eukaryota, Metazoa, Chordata, Actinopteri, Carangiformes, Carangidae.